Molecule: messenger RNA, 2476 nt
Organism: Crotalus tigris (Tiger rattlesnake)
Lineage: Eukaryota; Metazoa; Chordata; Lepidosauria; Squamata; Viperidae
Product: olfactory receptor 5V1-like
Exons: 2
Coding region: 505-1440 (311 amino acids)
Biological process (GO): G protein-coupled receptor signaling pathway
Cellular component (GO): membrane
Molecular function (GO): G protein-coupled receptor activity; olfactory receptor activity
Source: RefSeq, a predicted model, not a curated record
AACCAGGAGUGAUGCUUCUGUUCUGAGAAUGAGCUUCUGAUCCUCUCCCUUCCUGCUCUGUGGGCAGAGUUUUGACCAAGUCAUCUCACAUCUCAUUGUGUGAGGAUCCAAGUGUGGGAGAACAUGGGGACACAAUGACUUUCCUUCAGCCACAGCUUGGUCUUCUGCAGCAAAGAUCAUGUCGUUUCUACUCAUGGGAUUUUACCAAAAGAAAGAUCAUUUCCGAAGUUGCAAGAAAGGCAAAACUGUCUUUAAUGUUGGCAUUAGCUGGACUCUGAACCAUCAGAACAGAUUCUCUGAAAGUGGAAACCCUUCAGCUGAUAGAAGCAAAAGUAAUAAAGGUGGACCUCUUAGCAUUUCUACCAAUAGUUACCAUCUCUUUCUUGCACUACAAAACCUGAAGAUUCCAGAUCUAAUAUUGGCCAAGAGAUAUUUAUGUAGAAAUAAGAAAAAUCUAAAUUUUGUGUCCUUAAGACAUUUGUGACACAUAAUCCCUGUAUUCCCAUGGGUACUGGCAACCAGACUCUUGUUAGUGAGUUUCUUUUGCUGGGUUUCUCCAACAUCACACAUGGCCAAGUCUAUCUUAUCCUGCUGUUCCUCAUCAUCUACUUGGUCACCAUUCUGGGCAACCUCAUGAUCAUCUCCCUCAUCCUGGUGGACUCCCAUCUUCACAGUCCCAUGUAUUUUUUCCUCAGCCACUUAUCCUGCUUGGAUGUCUGCUACUCAACAGUCACGGUCCCCAAGAUCCUUUCAAAUCUCCUUCUCCAAAGGCACACCAUUUCCUACAACCACUGCUUUGCCCAGAUGUUCUUCCUGAUGGCCUUCCCUGGCUCAGAAUGCUGGUUGCUGGCCAUCAUGGCUUAUGACCGCUACGCCGCCAUCUGUCAUCCUUUGCGCUAUUCACAACUCAUGAGUUCAUGUGUUUGCGUGAUAGCAGUCAUUAUUGCCUGGAUCUGGGGCUUUCUGGAUGCAGCAGUUCACACAGCCUUGGCUUCCACCUUCCAUUUCUGUGGAGAACAUCAGAUCCACCACAUCUUCUGUGAUCUUCCACCGCUGUUGAAAAUUGCCUGUGGUGACAAAUUUGUCAGUGAGAUAGCAAUCCACAUAGCCACUGUGUUUGUGGGAUUGGGUCCCUUCCUUUGUGUGGUCAUCUCCUACUUCUACAUCCUUGCGUCCAUCCUGCGUAUCCGUUCCAACACAGGCAGGUACAAAGCUUUUUCCACUUGUAUUUCUCACCUGGUGGUGGUCCUUCUUUAUUUUGGAAAUGGUUCAGUCAACUACAACCAGCCCAGUGCUGGCUACUCCCUGGAGACCGACACUCUGAUUUCUACAAUGUAUUGCAUUGUCACCCCCAUGUUGAACCCCCUGAUCUACAGCCUCCGCAACAAGGAGGUGAAGGGGGCUCUAUGGAAGCUCCUGGAAAGCCACAGGAGAAUAUAGGAUUCUUCUCAGAAGUUGGAAAGACAAGUUUAAAGUCCUUCUUGGGACAUCAAGAACCCAAGUCUUGUUUUUUCCUGAAUAUAUUCAGGACAGAAAAGAUGCAUGAAAAACAACCAAGUGUUUGGUUGUUUCUAUAAUCUGUAGCUUUCAGACUGACCCCCUUCCUGAAGGUUUUCUAUAAACAGAAACAGUCUGUUCUCAGCAACAUGCUUCACCACUUAAAAGCUAGCAGAAACUUUGACAGAAAUAGUGGUUAGCUAGUGCUUACCUCGUUGUUGUUUUUUUUUGAGGUUAGUGUACUCUGCGAACUCCCAGGGUUGUGAAUCCAAUUAUAUUGAUUAUUCAGCAUCUCAAGAACUUCUGACCAAAAGGAGCCACUGUGAGUUAGUGUCACCCAGAAGGCAGAAAGAUUGGUUCAAAAUCUGAUGAGGACCGACAACACCCCAUGGAUCCCAGAUUUUUGUCUUGUUUGGAAGCAAAGAAAUAAGCAGUGGACCUAGGAGAGGCCUUAUCAGAACAGACACAUUCUGAUGGUUCUCGCUUUCCACUGGCUUCCUCGUUCAUGUGGCCAACAUGUCUGUAUGCCAAGGUGCACGGAACACUAUUAUCUUCCCAUCAAAGUGAUACGUAUUCAUCUAUUUACAUUUGCAUGCUUUCAAACUGCUAGGUGGGCAGAGCUGGGGCAAGUAACAGGAGCUCACAUCAUUGCAUGGCGCUUGUCAACGCUGCCAACAUCGGAUGUUUCCGCAUUGACAACAGAUGGAAAUGUAGCCAUCUUUUACCUUUUGCUUUUAGAGCUAGAUGAUGCUGGAAGGGGGGAUGUGAACAAGAGUCCAGCUAGACAUAACAACACUCGACCUAGCAUGAGAAGCAAGGUUAUUGUAACCAGAGCUGAUAAGGACUUGGCAGGCUGGAGAACUGGAGAGGGGGCCAAGCUUUAAGCUAACUGGGGAAUGUGAUUUAUGACAGUUAAUUGAAGGAGGGAAUUGUGAUUUGAUACUAUGUGCUCAGAGGAGGGGAAUUCAGUUUUUGGCUU